Acipenser ruthenus (sterlet) is the source of this 3405-nucleotide messenger RNA. RefSeq names its product ammonium transporter Rh type B-like. The record is from RefSeq and is a predicted model, not a curated record. Lineage: Eukaryota; Metazoa; Chordata; Actinopteri; Acipenseriformes; Acipenseridae. Gene Ontology annotation, cellular component: plasma membrane. The transcript has a single exon. Gene Ontology annotation, biological process: ammonium homeostasis; ammonium transmembrane transport. Bases 7 to 1434 code for a protein of 475 amino acids. Gene Ontology annotation, molecular function: ammonium channel activity.
AGCAACAUGACCAAGAUAUUCUCCAGCAGUUUGCGAUGCCGGCUGCCAGUACUGGUGGCGAUCUUUGAAGUUGUCCUCCUGGUGUUAUAUGCCGUGUUUGUGACUUAUGAUGACAGCACAAACGCUGCUCAUCAAACCAACCAGACGGAUCCUCUCCAGAACUCCGUGUACCACGUGUAUCCUUUCUUUGUGGAUGUGCAGGUCAUGAUUUUCAUAGGAUUCGGCUGCCUGCUUGCCUUCAUGAAGCGAUAUGGCUUCGGAGGUAUGGUCUUUAAUUUCCUGACGGCCACGUUCGCCAUCCAGUGGGCCAUCGUCGUGCAAGGUUUCUUCCAAUUCUAUCACGAUGGAAAGAUCCACGUGGGUGUCUUCAACCUUCUCAAUGCGGAAUUUGCAUGCGCCGUGGUUCUCAUUUCAUUUGGGGCCAUCCUGGGUCGUACGAGUCCCAUCCAGCUCCUGGUCAUGGCUCUUCUAGAAGUUCCAAUAUUUGCAGUCACAGAAUGGGCCAUCCUGAAAUACCUGAAGAUCAAUGAUGCUGGUGGCACCAUCAUGAUCCAUAUCUUCGCUUGCUACUUUGGGCUUGGGGUGAGCGCCGUCCUUUACCGACCAUGUCUAAAUGAAGGCCAUUCCAAAGAAGGCACCACAUAUCAAUCUGAUAUCUUGUCGGUCAUGGGGACUCUCUUUCUGUGGGUCUUCUGGCCCUCCUUUAACUCUUCCUUGACCUUACCUGGAGAUGACCAACACAGAGCCAUCAUCCACACCUUCAUAGGACUCAGCUCUUCUACCCUGACAGCCUUCGCUCUUUCUGCACUGCUGAACAGAAAGGGCAAGCUAACCAUGGCAGAUAUCCAGAAUGUUACCCUAGCUGGUGGCGUCACAGUUGGAGCUUCUGUAGAUAUGAUGAUCAGUCCAGUAGGAGCUUUUGCAUUAGGGAUGAUUGGAUGUACAGCAUGCAUGCUGGGCUACAAAUAUCUGACACCCUUUAUGGCCAAGAAGUUAAGAAUCCAGGAUCAAUGCGGUAUCCACAAUCUGCAUGGCUUGACUGGGUUAAUUUCUACCACGGCUGGCAUUAUCUGCAUCCUUAUUGCAAGCGAAGAUACUUACGGACCAAGUCUAUACCAGACAUUCGCUCACCGGGCGCCAGUGGAAGGGGAUCCCAGACUGAAGGAGCUGCAGGAGCUCAUUCCUGGUUUGAACCCUGGGGAAGGUCGCAGUGCGUCGGAGCAGGCCCUUUAUCAAGUCGCAGCACUUGGGGUCUCGAUUGGAGUGUCCAUUGUGGGGGGGCUUCUGACCGGCCUGGUCCUGAGCUUGCCUGUCCUUGCCCAGCCGCCCGAUGAGUUCUGCUUUGAUGACACUCUUUACUUUGAGGUGCCAGAGGAGUUCGAUAACAACAUGCUGCCGACAAGGAAUCGUGACAUGGUGGCGAUCAAAGACUGACGUGGAGACUUUAGGGGAGACAGCUGUAUGACGAAGGUGUUAUUUUAGUUUUUCUUACUUGUAAUAAGUAACUUAGAAAUGACGGUGUUGAUUUGAUAAACUUGUACCCCAUCGGGAUACAGCGUGGAUUUUUUAUAGCAUUUUAUAGCACUGGGGAAGCCACCCUGGAUAACAUCAACCAGCUAUCCUGUUUUCCCUAAAAAUAAGUGCGUGAUGCAAUCCAGGUGGAUUCCCUGGUGCUGUAAAAUGCUCUAAUGAAACCCCACUGUGGCUUAUUGUGUAUACAGGUAUGUGUUUAUCAUAUUUAAGUAUGGGUUUGUACCUUCAAGAUUGAUGUCUUGGUAUAAUGGUUAGAACUCUUUUGCACUUUGAAUAUUUUAAAAUCUUUAAUACUCCCUUUUAUUAGUAUUAUUGAUACUUUAAAGGAGUUGUAAUCAAUAAAUCUAUUUACUAUAUUAGCAUAAUUAAUAUUACAUUAGUUCUAUCAAAUAUUUUUGAAUCGAUAUUAAGAAAUGUAAAAAGAAACUUCAUGAAUUCAAUGACAAACAUCUAUUUUAGUAUUUCUAAAUGUAGCACUAUCAACUGUUUCAUAGUUAAGGAUGACUUACCUUUUAUUUGCAUUAUUAAUCGGAGUUCUAAACAAUAUUUUAAAAUGUAUUUUAUUGCCUAUUGGCAUUAUUGAUAUGCCGCACUGAGAAUCAUUCUGUUCUUAAAAGUAUUAUUGGGAUAUGCAGAUAUUUAAAAACACAGCUAGAGUAAGAUUACAAGGAUGUUGCAAAUUCAAUUUCAGUAAUAAACUUAAAAAAGGAAAAAAAAAUAAGGAUGGCAAGUUUCACCAUAUUUUGACUGGUACUUUGCACCAAGUGUCAUCAAAACUUUAUUAUACCAAGUUUAUUGCUUUCAUAGAAUUGAAUGACCCACACUCUGACUACCUUUGCUCCCUGAAAUCGUAAUAUCAUAUACAAAGGUUGAUUUACUAAAGUGUAGUAGGAUCUUCACUCAGGCACCGCUUCAGUUGUUUUUAGCUUAGUUGUUUAAACAGUGUUGCUGCAUUUUAAAUUAAGACUACAGAUUGUCCUUGCAGCCUUUUCAAACCCAUUAGAAACUCUAAAUGAAUACUUUAAAAGAGCCAUAUUGUGGACGUCAAUGAGCCAUAAAUGGGGCAAGAGCGAUCUCUUAGACCAUAACAGCAGAAGCAGCUGAAGUCAUAUCAUGUUAAAAAUGAGGAUAAUACUGUGGGCAGUUACAAGUUACUUUUAAAAAGUAAUCCAUUACAGUUACAAGUUACUAGAACAAAAUUGUAACUAGCUACAGUUACAAAUAGUUACUUCUCAGGCACAGUUUACAUUGUACAGAGAUAUAUUUAUUUGGUGUGGACAGGCUGCAGCUUGAAUUUUCUAGCUGUUGAUCCAGCGCUUGAACCCCCUUGUUUCCUCUUCUGACUGCAUUGUCUAGCAAGAUGAUAUAAAAGGGUGAUCCUGUAGGUUUGACUUGCACUGCUGAAACACUUUCUGCUUCUCAUGUUAUGCAUUAGCCAUAGUCCCUUGUGUAUGUAACUAAAGUAACUAUGAACCACUACAGUUACAGUUACAAAUUCCUGCAUAAUGUAAUUGGAUUACAGUAAUGGAUUGCCUGCACUGCAUUACUCCCCAACACCGAUUGUGUAUUACAAAGGGUCUUGUGAGUUACAAUGCAAUUGACACCUGCCUGUCAGAUUAGUUUGGAAUCGUCCUGAUUUAGAGAUUGAUCAUGUGAUGUGACAUGUGAUCCCUGCAGCAUAUACAUGUUGAAUUACAUAUCGCUUUGCAGUUUUCCGUAUACUUAACGAAAAACUGACAAAAAUUCAAAAAUGUGACAUUUACAAACCUAACAUGAAAUCCUCUAUUACUAUUAUGGCUUCCAGUAGACUUUUGCGAUUUCAUUUUGUAGUUUCAUUGUUUACAUGAUGUUAAAUAAAAGAUCUAAAUUUUA